Molecule: messenger RNA, 1813 nt
Organism: Musa acuminata AAA Group (dessert banana)
Lineage: Eukaryota; Viridiplantae; Streptophyta; Magnoliopsida; Zingiberales; Musaceae
Product: nuclear transcription factor Y subunit A-7-like
Exons: 7
Coding region: 539-1486 (315 amino acids)
Biological process (GO): regulation of transcription by RNA polymerase II
Molecular function (GO): DNA-binding transcription factor activity, RNA polymerase II-specific
Source: RefSeq, a predicted model, not a curated record
CGUGCAGGUGAUGGGAGGCGGAGAGACUUUUUCCUGUUUCCUGCUGAGGGAAAUGGUCGAAAAGGACUACCGAUGAUGGAGACGGAGUAGCACGUUUGGCAACAGAAGAAGAACUCCAUUUAUGUUUCCUUGCUGUGUAGCGUGAAGAAAGAGAAGAAGAAGAAGAAAUGGAGACAUGACCCUCCCUUGUCCCUGCUGAGAGGUUCUUCUUCCCUUUGUUCGUCCAGGCUUUCGGAAGGUGCUGGUUCUUGGUGUUUCUGGCGUCUUGAAUCUGCAUGGUUUUGGGGUUUGGGAGGUGGAUCUCAGGAUCAUAGGUGAUUUUACUGGGCAUUGUUUGGCUCCACAAGACUGAUUCUUUCCGGAAAAACCUCGUCUCGAUUACUUUGGUGAGUCAGUUCUACAACUCCAGAACUGAUACUGAUGUGGACUUGAAGCAUCUUUGCAACUGAAACAUGUCUCUGAUGAAAAGACUUCUAGAAACACAUUGGGAACAAAGGUUCAGGAUAUACUUUGAUUCAUUCGACAUCCAAUUGUGUAAAUGAAUCAUCCUUUUUGGUGGAAAUCAAGUAGCCCGACCAUUCCAAAUUCCUUAAACUCUGAUAACUUGAGUAUGCACAUGGACUUCUUGGCUCAACAUGGUAAUGAGAUGAAGCAUCUAGGCGAUCAAAUGCCUGACCAAAACUCUUCGUCAACUCAGUCAAGUGGUCAAGCCCAUCAAGAAGUAUCAGGAACAAGUGAAUGCAACAACCAUGAGCAGUAUAUUUCAGCACAUUCUGCCACUGAUAAUACACACGAAAAGCAAGUUGAGGGUCAUAUGAAGGCAGUUCUAACUCUAGGGACUCCAGAAGCGUCAAGUGCACCUCCAAGAUUUGAUUAUAACCAGCCUUUUGCUUGUAUAUCAUACCCCUAUGCUGAUGCAUACUACGGAGGAGUGCUCGCUACAUAUGGCCCACAUGCUAUAAUCCAACCCCAAAUGGCCGGAAUGGCAUCCUCUGCUCGAGUACUGCUGCCUACUGAACCUGCUGCUGAAGAACCCGUUUAUGUGAAUCCAAAACAAUACAAUGCAAUCCUCAGAAGGAGACAGCUUCGUGCACGGUUGGAGGCUCAAAACAAAGUUAUCAAAACUCGAAAGCCAUACCUUCACGAGUCUCGACAUCUUCAUGCAAUGAAGAGAGUGAGGGGAUCAGGCGGCCGCUUUGUUAACACAAAGCAGCUCCAGCAGCAGAAUUCCCAGCCUUGCUCCUCCAAAGCGUGCCGGAAUGUCUCAUGUUCUGAGCCCUGCUCCUGUAGUGGCCUAGUUGGUUCGUCUGCCACAUCUACCAGCUCCGACAUGACGUCUCUUUCGACAAGCAGAAGAAUGUUAGUGCAGCAGGAUCAGUCAUGUUAUUCGCAGCCCGGUUUCCGCUCCAGUGCUGCAGCAACUAGUCAGGGCGGAGGCAGGAAAAUGGGAAACGGCUCCGAGCAACGGACACCAGCCGUGAGGUAAAAGCACAGGAUGCACAGGCAGUGCGCAUGUCACUUUCCACUGUCUCAGUGCUUCCCUGGCAAUUCAUCCUUGGCUUAUUAUGUUUCGACUAAAAUGCCUUGUUUCAUAAGUUCGGAUCCGAAACCAAGUCUGAAAGAUGAUGAAUAAUCAGCCACCAUAUCAGUUUGUUCUGGAUUUGUAUGGUUGAAGGAGCUGAGACUGCCUCCAGCUAAAACUCUUGGAUAUAUGUUCAAGCAAUAUGCAUGGAUUCUCUUCUCCUUAAAACUUGUAUGACAACAGUGUUGAUCUGACUGACCACACUGCAAUAUUUCUUUUGCUUUCUCUUUC